Molecule: messenger RNA, 2029 nt
Organism: Brassica napus (rape)
Lineage: Eukaryota; Viridiplantae; Streptophyta; Magnoliopsida; Brassicales; Brassicaceae
Product: protein GLUTELIN PRECURSOR ACCUMULATION 3-like
Exons: 15
Coding region: 191-1768 (525 amino acids)
Molecular function (GO): protein binding
Source: RefSeq, a predicted model, not a curated record
ACCGGACAAAUUGAUGGUUUAAAAACAAAGCUCGGUCUGGAUUAUAAUAAAAUCAGAUCAUGAGACUCUACCAAACAAAGAGUCCUUUCGAUCUCUGCAAAAUUUGUUUUUGACUGUAGGUGAAGUGUACUACUUGAAGCGAAUCCAAAACGCGGUGAUCCGUGCGUUUUAAGACAUCAAUCGCCACCAUAUGCAUCACUGGGUUCGAGCUUCCUCUUCCGAUUUCGCCGGAGCUCCUCCACAGCCCAGGAGUGGACAUACAGCUGUCAAUGUCGGAAAAUCCAUGGUCGUGGUGUUUGGCGGCCUCGUCGACAAGAAGUUCCUCAACGACAUAAUUGUUUAUGACAUUGAGAACAAACUCUGGUUUGAGCCAGAGUGUACUGGCAGCGUUUCUGAAGGAAAAGUUGGUCCUACACCUCGAGCGUUUCAUGUUGCCAUCACUAUUGAUUGUCAUAUCUUCAUCUUUGGUGGACGCUCUGGUGGCAAAAGGCUGGGUGACUUCUGGGUUCUAGAUACAGGUAAGUGUACAAUUAUAACAAUGUCACUGAGACCUGCCUGGGAACUAUUUAAUACUCUGAUGCUAACGUUUUCUGCAGAUAUAUGGCAGUGGUCUGAGCUAACCAGCUUCGGCGACUUACCUACGCCUCGUGAUUUUUCUGCUGCCGCUGCUAUUGGCAACCAGAAAAUUGUGUUGUGUGGCGGCUGGGAUGGUAAAAAAUGGCUGUCAGAUGUGUAUGUUAUGGACACAAUGUCUCUUGAAUGGAUGGAGCUGUCGGUUUCGGGGUCGUUGCCACCUCCUAGAUGUGGUCAUACAGCCACCAUGGUUGAGAAACGUUUACUUGUUUUUGGUGGCCGAGGAGGCGGUGGCCCUAUCAUGGGUGAUCUGUGGGCUUUGAAGGGUUUAAUAGAUGAAGAACGUGAAACACCUGGAUGGACCCAACUAAAGCUUCCUGGCCAAGCACCAUCAUCUCGAUGUGGUCACACUGUGACAUCCGGAGGACAUUAUCUUCUGUUAUUUGGGGGACAUGGAACUGGUGGAUGGCUGAGUCGUUAUGAUGUCUAUUACAAUGACACUAUAAUUUUAGACAGAGUAACUGCUCAGUGGAAGCGCUUACCAAUAAGCAAUGAUGAGCCUCCUCCACCUCGAGCUUACCACACCAUGACCAGUAUUGGAGCUCGUCAUCUUUUAAUUGGUGGUUUUGAUGGAAAAUCAACUUUCGGUGAUCUUUGGUGGCUGGUUCCUGAAGAUGAUCCGAUAGCCAAGAGGUCUUCUGUACCUCAACUUAGAAACCUUCCUGAAACUAAGGAGUCAGAGAGAGAACUGGAUACGCAGGAAAGGGGACAAGAGGGAUCCACCAUCGUUGACUUGCAAAAGGAAAUGGGAAUCUCUGUUUCAUCAGGGCUACGCCUUCAAAUCCCUGAGGAGUCAGAAGAUGAAGAGUUCGUUGAGUUAGGAACCAGAUUGAUUGAGGGAGAUGUAAUUGAUAAUCGAGCCUCCAUGAUUCAGAUGGCAGCUGAAGCACUUCGUCAACAUUGGAAAGAGUCCACUCCACAGACUUUGCAACUAAAAGAGCUUGGUUCCUUGCUUCGAGAUUAUCAGCGACUGGUUACCAGAAAAUAUACAGCACAGAGCAGCUUAACAUCUACUGAUUUUGGCCUCCCCGGAAAGCAGACGUUUACAUUUUAUCAUAUCAGAAGUUCUUCCGAGUUGCGGAUGGAUGAUAUUCCGAAGUUGCUGGAAGAAUACAAAACCACCCUUCUAAUCUAAUCCAGGAGCUUUACCAUGAAACUCACAAGGAGAAUACAAAACCCUUCUAAACUCAUCAAGUAGCUGCCAAGAAGAUCACCAAGAUCUGCUAUUAGCAUUACCAUUUCAAACAACAAAGCUAAACAGUCUCAAGAGAAUCGUAUCUCUGAUAGACAACAAGACAUGUACAUCUUCUUCUUAGUCAAGGAGAAAAAAGAUAAUUACCCAUAUGUAAGAUUUUCAUUAUCUCUACUUAAUCCACAUACCUCAGCAUCUGCUCUU